GCUGAUAAAUUCCACAUGUACGUCAAUUACUGUAAAAACAAACCGGAUUCCAGCCAACUCAUCUUGGAGCAUGCUGGAAGCUUCUUCGAUGUAAGUGAAUGAGUUGUCUGUCCUCUUCUACCUGUAGGUGGUGCCAAUGAACCAUUUAUUUCAAUGCUAAAGCACAGGAGUCAUAUUUCUUCUGCUUACUUACCACCAUUCGUCUCUUUGCAUUACAGUGCACAGUCUUAUGGCUUCCGUUCCAAAUGGCACCCUGUUUACUUUACAGUGCACUACUUAUGAACAGUGGCCAUAGGGUUCCAGUCAAAAGUAGUGCACUAUAUAGUCAUAGGGAAUGGUGUGCCACUUGGGACGAACACAUGAUUAUAGGCUAUGAAUACAUUAAAGUAUGUCAAUGUCAACAUCAAUAUGUUUCAAUCAUCAUGAUGUCAUAAAUUCUGCGUGCAGGAAAUCCAGCAGCGACACGGAUUGGCCAACUCCAUCUCCUCCUACCUUAUCAAGCCAGUGCAGAGGAUCACUAAGUACCAGCUUCUCCUCAAGGUAGGGAACAUGAUGGGAGAGAAGGUCUGUGUCCCAAAUGAAAAUAGAGCUCUUUGGCCAAGCACACCAGUGGUGGAUUUUGCUUUGAAAGAAGGAUGAAAAUAACCCCAUACCUACUGUAAAAUAUGGUGGUGGAUCUUUGAUAUUAUGGGGCUAUUUUGCUUCCACUGGUCCUGGGGUGCUUGUUAAGGUCAACGGCAUCAUGAACUUUACCCAGUACAUGGACAUUUUAGCCCAAAACCUGGUUGCCUCUACCAGAAGGCUAAAACUUGGCCGCAAGUGGAUCUUCCAGCAAGACAAUAAUCUGACGCACACGUCAAAAUCCACAAAGAAAUGUUUAAUUGACCACAAAAUCAACAUUUUGCAAUGGCCAUCUCAGUCUUUGGACACCAUUUAAAACCUGUGGUUUGAAUUGAAGAGACCAGUCCAUAAGCACAGACAAAGGAUAUCAGUGCCGUUACCCUAGCAGGGGAGGGUGCAAGAGUAUUGAAAAUGGGUGGCAAUCAUUUUGACCUGUAUCUUUUUGAGAGAAAAAAAUAUUAGUAGUUAAACAAAAUAUCUUUCUCUGAGCAAUUGUAUUAGUAUAAAAUAAUAUUUUGUUGAUUUUUUUUUAUUUUAUACAAUACAGCUCAGUAUUUGUAUUAUUUUUUUUAUACAGUCUUUUUUGCUCAUCUUCAUCAAGGGUGCCAAUAAUUUAGGUCAUGACUGUAUAUAGGGAAUAGGGUGCCAUUUGUGAUGCGGACAAGGAGGAAACCUGGGCGCUCUUAUCAUCCAGCCCACUUCCCCCAGGAAAUAUGGAACAUCAAAGCAUUCUUCCCCUUCUCUCUCUCUCUCUCUCUCUCUCUCUCUCUCUCUCUCUCUCUCUCUCUCUCUCUCUCUCUCUCUCUCCUUCCUACCUCCGUCUCUCCCUCUCUAUCUCAUCAGUAUGUAUACGUGGGUUUUCUUAUCAAUCUCAUUAGUGACUUCCCAAGAGACAGCUGAUUCCCCUGCCUGUGUGUUGGCCCUUAGCUCUGUGUUAUAUGUUCAUAGUAUGCACUUAGUGAUGUGUCCGAAUCUCAUCACACAGUAUCUUAGGUGCAUCCCAAAUGGCAUCCUAUGCCCUAUCCUAUAUAGUGUACUUACGGAAUAGGGUGCCAUUUAGGAUGCAGACAGUAUCUUGCAUACAGAGAGCCCCUUUACAGUGUCUGGCAUAGGAAAUAGCACUGAAACUAUUUCCAGACAUGUCUUCUCAAAAUGACUGUUCUUAGCCCUCUUAUUUUCUAAUGAAACAAUAACCAGCUGGAGAAAUUAUUGUUCUGUGUUUAACGUGCAUGCCAGGAACUGUAAACUUAGCGACCCUAUCAGCACUGGAACGGAUGAAAACUGUCCAAAUGCAAUGUUUCAGGAGCUGCUGACCUGCUGUGAGGAGGGGAAGGGGGAGAUCAAGGAUGGCCUGGAAGUUAUGCUUAGUGUACCCAAGAGGGCCAACGACGCUAUGCAUGUCGCCAUGCUGGAAGGUACAGUAGGGGAGGCCUGUGUGCUGAAUUCUAUUUAAAACAUCUCUAAAUUCCUUAGCUAGGGUGUUCCAUCACUUCAUGUGGAAGUAAACAAACUAGCCUUAUCCCUUUAAGGGACAGUUGUGAAAUGUGCAGUAAGACCUGCACAGCAUGGAAUAAUACUAUCUAGUAGACAAGUAUAGAGCUGUAAGGUUGUUGUCUCUCUGUCAGGGUUGGGGGCAAUUGGAAUUGAAGUCCGACAAUUCAGGAAGUAAACUGACAUUUCUAAUUCAAUAAUCGCAAAAUAAAAUGGCAUCUAUUUUCAAUGAUCAUUUUUUUCUAAUGUUAAUUUAAAAUGACUUCAAUUCAAAUUGACCCCAAGUCUACUGUCUGUGAUGCAUUGCUGUAUGUAAAGAGCCAUGUGAUCUCCGGCAGGUUUCGAUGAGAAUCUGGACGUGCAGGGAGAGCUGUUCAUCCAGGACACUUUCCAGGUGUGGGAUCCCAAGUCUCUGAUCCGGAAGGGCCGGGACCGUCAUCUCUUCCUGUUUGAGAUCUCCCUGGUGUUCAGCAAGGAGAUCAAGGACUCGGCCGGACGCACCAAAUACGCCUUCAAGAACAAACUGCUGGUAGGACUUAGGACUGGACUCUUUUUCUAGCCAUCUUUUCUUUUGUUCUCUCCUCGCCUCUUCUCUCCUCUCCCCUCCUCCCCUACCUGCUCUACAGUUAAAGUUAAAGUCAGAGGUCAAUUUGAAAGCAAAGAAGCUGCACUUGACGUGACACAUCUGAGGAAUGAGACCGGUCAUGUAGUUGUUUGGAGUUCCAGCUUUUCAAGGGAAUUCCGCUCAAGAUAGCACUGGUGUUUUCAUAUAGAUAAUGUGUCAUCCAGCUGGCCAAGCUGUGAACCUAAUAAUACUGUAAUGAUGUGAUGCCUUGCAUGUGUCCUGGAGACUCUUGGGGGAGUUGGAUCAGAAGGGCAGGUGCUAUUAGCCAGUGGAGAUGUUUUCUUCACACUAUGGGCCAAGAGGUUAGCCAUCCAAUUCCCUUUGAUCUGCAUCCAGCCUUGGCUUGCUGGCUGAGAUGUGUAAAGCCCCCAUUGUGUGUGUGCACGCACCUGUGUGCGUUGGAUGGGUGUGAGAGUAUUUGUGCUAUUGUAGUGCUACGAUUCGUACAAAGCUCAUUUUAUGUAGAUAUUGCCGGGGCGGCAGGUAGCUUAGUGGUUAAGAGCAUUGUGCCAGUAACCGAAAGGUCGCUGGUUCUAAUCCCCGAGCCGACUAGGUGAAAAAUCUGUUGAUGUGCCCUUGAGCAAGGCACUUAACCCUAAUUGCUCCUGUAAGUCGCUUUGGAUAAGAGCGUCUGCUAAAUUACAAAAAUGUACAUUAUGUGUAAGCAGGACUGGACUACGGUGUGUGUGUGGGUGGGUGGUAAUUGCCCGCUUGUAUAAUAGGCUACAGGGUGUUUUAGAGGAAGCUGGGGAGUGAGGAUACAAAGAUCCAGGUGUUGAAAACAUGAAACCCAGAGCAGAUGGAGUGGUCUGGAAAUUAAAGCUUCCUCUCACUUUGCAUUAAUUAUGAAUGCAUAUGUGCAUGUCCAAUAACAGAUGUUCCAAGUCAAAUCAAAUCAAAUGCAUGUAUAAAGCCCUUUUUACAUCAGCAGAUGUCACAAAGUGCUUAUACAGAAACCCAGCCUAAAACCCCAAACAGCAAGCAAUGCAGAUGUAGAAGCACGGUGGCUAGGAAAAACUCCCUAGAAAGGCAGGACCCUAGGAAGAAACCUAGAACCAGGCUCUGAGGAGUGGCUAGUCCUCUUCUGGCUGUGCCGGGUGGAGAUUAUAACAGUACAUGGCCAUUAAGGCCAGAUUGUUGUUGAAGAGUUCAUAGAUGACCAGCAGGGGUCUGGUGAACAGGUCGGGGUUCCAUAGCCACAGGCAAAACAGCAGAAACUGGAUCAGCAGCACAACCAGGUGGACUGGGGACAGCCAGGAGUCAUCAGGCCAGGUAGACCUGAGGUAUGGUCCUACUAGGGCUGAGAGAGAGAGAGAGAGAGAGAGAGAGAGAGAGAGAGAGAGAGAGAGAGAGCGAGAGAGAGAGAGAGAGAGAGAGCGAGAGAGAGAGAGAGAGAGAGAGAGAGAGAGAGAGAGAGGACAGAAGAUCACGUCAGUGACUCAGCCCACUCAAGUCGAGUAACCAUGCGUUUGAUGUAUUUGAUACCAUUCCACCUAUUCCUCCCCAAUUAAGGUGCUACCAACCUCCUUUGACAGGGACAUAGAGGAAAGUUGGAUGGGAUUUACUUCGACUGUAUCUUAAAGUUCCUCUUAAAUUCCAUCUCCUUAUCAGAAAGGGAACAUUGCUAUUAUGUUUUUCUAAUGAUAUUCAAUGAUAUACUGAACACAUGAUGAUUUGGAAGGUUCCUAGUCAUAAAAAGCAGGUGAAAACAAUGUUCAAGACUUUAAAUCUUGUUGUGCUCCAUAUCCAGACAUCCGAGCUGGGUGUGACGGAGCACAUUGAAGGGGACCCCUGUAAGUUUGCCCUGUGGGCUGGAAGGACCCCCUCAUCUGACAACAAGACUGUCCUCAAGGUAGGUCUAGGUUUCUUCUGAUCUCUAAAGCAUCACAGUGUAGGAGUGCUAAUCCAGGAUCAGUUUUCCUUUUUCGAUCAUAAUGAAUAUGAUUAUAUAUGGACAGGUGGGACCUGAUCCUUAAUCAGCACUCCUACUCUGAGACACUUUCUGAAUACGGGCCCAGGUCCCUUUAAAGCUGCCUUCUACUGAUCUUCAAGAUGGUUCAGGACAGGGUGAAAGGUAGCUUUAGGUCAUUUGCCAUACCCACACUAAUUGAGGGGCCAUAAAAAGUGACAUAUAAUAUAGUGUUCCUAGGGCCAUGCCUUGCAGAAAGCAUCAUUUACAGAGCAACACCUUCAGGGUUACAAUGCCGUUUUUCUCCUUUAUACGCCAACACCUUCUCUUGCCAGAGGCCAGAGGAUAAAAAAAGGUCAAUCACUGUGUGAUUGUGUCUCACUCUCCUCCCCAGGCAUCCAGUAUUGAAGCAAAGCAGGAGUGGAUCAAGAACAUCCGGGAG
Messenger RNA from Coregonus sp. 'balchen', 5088 nucleotides. The record is from the annotation of a GenBank genome assembly. NCBI's taxonomy places the organism in Eukaryota, Metazoa, Chordata, Actinopteri, Salmoniformes, Salmonidae.